Lathyrus oleraceus (garden pea) is the source of this 591-nucleotide messenger RNA. RefSeq lists its product as uncharacterized. The transcript has 4 exons. Lineage: Eukaryota; Viridiplantae; Streptophyta; Magnoliopsida; Fabales; Fabaceae. The record is from RefSeq and is a predicted model, not a curated record. The coding region runs from base 1 to 591 and encodes 196 amino acids.
AUGAUAUAUAAUUUGCUUAAUUCUGGAAAUUUUGGUCGUGACUCCGCCGGAAUCUCACCGGGGAAGACGAUCGGAGCUACAGCUCCGACGUCUGGUUCACUUGCUAGGUAUAAACUGGGUGAUAGAUGCCGGCUUUUUGUUGCUGAUGGAACAACAUUUUCAGUUAUUCCUGAGGGGUUUCGUUCUGAUUCUGAAUCAUACGAGUCUAGAUCGGAAGAAAGAAUGGACGUGUUCAAGGAGUGGACAUCUAGAAGACCAAGGAAAGAAAGGAAAAAAGCAAAGAAGUGUGCCACUCCACAAGUGGUGUUUAAGUCUCACCCUCCUGAACUCAUAUAUUAUGGACAGCAUUCUGGAGUUAUUGGUCUUACUAAAGGAGAAUUAUAUAAGACUGUAGCUGAAAAUGAGAUUGCAGGCUAUGGCUAUGACAAAGUCCUUGUGGAUGCAGAAUGUACUCAUGAUGGUUCAGUUAAACAUAUUCAAAAGUUUGAACAUUGGGGCUGGGUAACUCUUCAACGUCGUGUGCUGGAUGCUGAGAGGACGAAUAAUUUACAUGCUCUUCAGGCAAAGACUUGUUAUUCUCUUGAUCUAUAA